CUGUCAUGGCGGCCUGAGGAGCGCAGCGAGCCGGGGAGGCAGGCACGGGCGGGCGAGCGCUCAGGCGGCAGCGGCAGCCGUCAGGUUAAAGGGUCUAGAAUGGCAGGAGAACAGAAGCCAUCCUGUAAUCUCCUUGAGCAGUUUAUUUUAUUAGCCAAAGGCACCAGUGGAUCAGCUCUGACUGCCCUUAUCAACCAAGUGCUGGAGGCUCCUGGGGUUUUUGUCUUUGGGGAGCUACUAGAAUUAACAAACGUGCAAGAGCUUGCCGAAGGGCCGAAUGCUGCUUAUUUUCAGCUGCUGAAUCUUUUUGCCUAUGGAACAUACCCGGAUUAUGUAGGAAACAAGAAUAACCUCCCAGAGUUAACAGGAGCCCAGAAGAACAAGCUGAAACACUUAACUAUUGUCAGCUUAGCUUCCAGAAUGAAGUGCAUUCCUUACUCGGUGUUGCUGAAAGACCUGGACAUGCGGAACCUGCGGGAGCUGGAAGAUCUGAUCAUUGAAGCCGUUUACACGGACAUCAUCCAAGGGAAGUUGGACCAGCGGAACCAGGUGCUUGAAGUGGACUUCUGCAUCGGCAGGGACAUCCAAAGGAAGGACAUCAGCAACAUCGUCAAAACGCUUCACGAAUGGUGUGAUGGGUGUGAAGCGGUUCUGUUAGGAAUUGAACAGCAGGUGCUCCGAGCCAACCAGUACAAAGAGAACCACAACCGAACCCAGCAGCAGGUAGAGACAGAGGUCACCAACAUCAAGAAGACGUUGAAAGCCACGGCGUCGUCCUCUGCCCAGGAGAUGGAGCAGCAGCUAGCCGAGCGGGAGGGCCCCCCGCACACCGAGCAGCGGCAGCCCACCAAGAAGCUGUCCAAGGUCAAAGGGCUCGUCUCCAGUCGCCACUAGUGCCCGCAGCAGCAGCAGCAGCAGGGUGCUGCUCGGGCCCCACGUGUUUCUGGAGGGAGCCCCCCUGGGGGAUUCUCAGGCUGGAGGCCCCGGGCCCCGUCGGAGCCCGACUUAAACCAGCACGGGACGCUUCCGACCUCCUUGACACCCUUGAGCCCCAGAGCUUUUUAUGAGGACCUUGAGGGCACGGUUUAUUACUACCCACGUAGGGGGCAGGAGACUGAAAUAAGGCCCAACACCCGUGAAGUUCUGGUGCGGUGGAGGCCACGGUCCCCUUCCCAGCCGUUUGCAAGCAGGGGGCCGUUUUUGCGUCUGGCUGCAGGUGGUGGGUGGGCAAAGGCUCAGCUUCCGGCUGAGAGAGAGGGAUUGGGGGGGGGUCUCUGAAAUCCGCACCGGAACCUGCCACCCACCAUGGCAAAGGCGACGCUCCUAGCCCAGGCAGGCAUGGCCUCUUGUGGCCACCUUCUUUCUCUCCCUGUUCCUUCGGCGUUUUAUCUUAGGGUGCAACUCUCUACCUCACGCUGGGAGGGCCGGAGUUCGGGCUGGGCUGUGUUUACUUGCCCCCUGCUUUGCUGCCCUUCUACGCCCAGGAGCCUGGCUGCUGGCUUUUAAAGCUUGUGUCUUACAGCUCUAAAGCAGAGGAAGUCAGGGGCGGAGCGGAGCGAAAGGGGUGAAGCUGCUAUUUCAGUCUCCUCUUGUUUCGUCUCCUCCACCCCACCCACCCCCGGUGACUGUUAUUCCAAGGGGCAGGGUUGCAGAAGUUGUGCGUUCUCCACGUGUUCCAUGGUAAUAGUUUCUCCCCUCCCGAAACCUUUGACGUGUAACACAGUAAAACCUCCCCGGAUGAAAGUGAGCUCUGUGAAAGAGGUUCCCCCCUCCCCUUUGGCCUGCUGAGUUGGGACCCUUCUGUCAGAGGCAGCAAAGGCGGUCCCAUGCUGGCCUCUAGGCUUUCAGAACUUGAACUCCCUUCUGGUUGUAUUUGACCCUCUGUUUUUUGUACAUUUGUUGAGAGGCUUGAGCAUUUCAGCCUUUUUUUUAUUAUUAUUUGACUUUUGUUACAGACUAAUUGAAGGCGACUUGGUCAGAAGGAUUGUUUUCUUUUCUAUUAAAAAACGAAGACGUUGGCAUCGAAA
Messenger RNA from Elgaria multicarinata webbii, 2027 nucleotides. It is a transcript of the gene COPS7B, whose product is annotated as COP9 signalosome subunit 7B. The coding region runs from base 100 to 894 and encodes 264 amino acids. The transcript is spliced from 7 exons. Gene Ontology annotation, biological process: COP9 signalosome assembly. The record is from RefSeq and is a predicted model, not a curated record. Gene Ontology annotation, cellular component: COP9 signalosome. NCBI's taxonomy places the organism in Eukaryota, Metazoa, Chordata, Lepidosauria, Squamata, Anguidae.